Molecule: messenger RNA, 5677 nt
Organism: Cladocopium goreaui
Lineage: Eukaryota; Dinophyceae; Suessiales; Symbiodiniaceae
Source: the annotation of a GenBank genome assembly
CUCUUGACGUGCGCGCUCCAAAUUUCUUGCUGUGACCCAUGGUCAGCAUUGGUCAACGAUGUUUGUGGCAUCAUUGCUUGCGCUGGAAGCCUGCGCCGUGCGAGAAACACUGCAACCACUGACGUCAGAAGAUGCGAUUCGCUGGGAGGGAGACCGCUACAGGGUGAUCCGCCACGGUUCCGAUUUGGGAUUUGUGGCACUGGAAGAUGGGCGGCCGAUGCCAAGAGACCAAAGGGACGAGAAUCCGAUGAGCGAAGGCAGCGAAGGUGAACUGGAACUCUUCAAGGACGCCUUCUUGCAGACGUACACCAACUGGGAUGACAAGGUGUAUGACGCACCUCUGGCUUUGAAAAGACUGAAAGCGCGCAAGAUGGGGUGUUGGCAUGGUAGCUUCACCCCAGACCUUUGCUGCAGCAAUGGUGGUUGGUCUGUGUGUGACAGUGAGCAGUACAUCCUCGAAGAUUGCUGCGCUGGCUGGUGGUCCAAGAAGGAUCCGACAUUCAUCCACGAGGCGCGGCAAACGAUGCUACACUUCUUCGAUGCAGUUUACAGUGGCCCGUCUCGGAAUCCCCACCACUUGCACGCCAGCUACUAUGCGAUGUUGAUGGCAAGGCAAGCGAAGCAAGCGCCCAAAGAUGGCCUUGUUUUUGUGGAGGUGGGAGUUGAUGAGGGCGACUUCUUUGCAGCCGUAGUCCAAGAGAUGGACUGGUUGGGGGUCGACGUGAAAUACUAUGCGGUGGAUCCUUGGUUCGGGAGAAUCGAGCAAAUGAAGAAUGCACUGAAUUUGGCCAUUAAGUGGGCACCCAAAGUGUGGAUCAUUCGAGAAACUGGCGACAAAGCAAGUCGAAUGCUGGAGGAUGAAAGCGUGGAUUUUGUUUUCAUUGAUGCCGUCCACACCUUUGAGUAUGUCACCCUGCACAUGGAGAAGUUCUGGCCCAAGGUGAAACCUGGAGGUAUCCUGGCGGGCCACGAUUUUGCUCCCGAGAAGCCACAGCGUUUCCCUGGCCCUUUCCUAGCGGCGAAAGCAUUCGCAAGGAGGAUGGAUAUCGAUGAGCGCCUGAUAGGUUUGCAGGGCACCACUUAUGCCAUUAAAAAAGGUAUGGCAGAGUGUGACAGUCGAUGGAGUUGUGAGGAAAUCCAAUACGAUUGCAACACCGAUUGCUGGAUCUUCACGGGAAGCUCCAGUUGUGGAACUUUACAGGACACCAGUUGUGGCAGCAGCUACUACUAUAAAACAACCACAACCACAACAACGGAGACCACUGAGUUGAUCUUGGGAGCUUGUUGGCCCAAUAUGGCUUCGUCGACAGACUUCAGGUGCACUGCUGCAGUUUAUUGCGAUUCCCAAAAUGACGGCACGAACCAUGGCGAGAUUCCUCUGGAGCAAUGCGUUGCACUUUGCCGUAGCACCUUCAAUUGCAACUACAUCCAGUACGACUGCAACGAGGUUUGUCUACUGCUUGAAGAAUGCCAUCAAACCCGGCCAACAGUCUGUGGAAGCAGCAUCUACCGCUACGAGAAUGCGGAUAUUGCAACAUCCACAUCAAGUGAGCAAGCAACGGCAGAGGCAGCAGAGCCCGACCCGGAGCCUGCGAUGGAGGACGUAGAUCUUCCAGCACUUUUCCUCAUCUCUGGCUUCUGUAUAUUGGUUUUAAGUGUCUUUUUUAGGUGCUACCUGCAGAGAAUGCGAAAUCGAUCUGCCGGAGCUGCAAAGUUUGUCCUUGGCGCGGGCAGUGGCUCGGUCAUCGGCAGCAUCGGCAUUCGAACCACUCUCUGCGAUGGCGAGGAGGAUUUGGAGCCGUUGACUUCCAUGGCGCGACAAAAUUUGCCGCGCUACUGGAGCACGUCGGCUGAUCUCCAGGAGGUAUCCAUCGAGUUUCCUGCAGAAAGGAGGAAUCUGGGCUUUGGCGAACUUGCUUAUGUGAAACAUGAGCAUUUCCGGCAGUUUCAGUAUCUGGUGAACCACACCUACCAAGCCAUUCCAACCCAGGACCGUUUGUGCCCAACCGAUCAGCAUGGCAAGACUCGUGGUGGAUGUGCUUGUGUACAACCUGGUGGAUCGCCAGGCUUGCCAACAGGCUUCCAGGUGAAGAGAGUCAUUCGAGUGGAAGAUUCCGACAUGUUCAACCGAUACAUCAAACGCCGCGACCAGAUCAAGAUGAGCCGUCUGAAAUGUGCAGCUCCAGAUCCCAAGAUUCGCACGCAACAAGCCAUUGAGGCAUUCCCAGGCCUGCAAGAGGUGGUGGCACAGCUGGAUAGUGACCUCAACGAAACCUAUUUGUGGCACGGUACCCGAGUGAGAACAGGUCUGCAAAUCGCGCAGGAGGACUUCAACUUGACCUUCGCUGGCUCGGGUGCUGGAACUAUGUACGGCAAAGGUUUGUACUUUUCCGAAAGCAGCACCAAAGCUGAUGAGUAUAGCCAAGAUGAGCCAAGUGGAUACUAUCACGGUGUGAGAGCCCUGUUACUGUGCCGUGUUUGUAUGGGAGAGUUCUACUACACCGGCGAGCGGGAGCAGACCGCCAUUGAGAAGUUCAUGCAAGGCAUCUCUGAUAGCACCCUGGGUGAUCGAGCAAAAGCAGUGAAUACCUAUCGAGAGUUCGUGGUAUAUAACAAGGACCAGGUCUAUCCAGAGUACCUGGUGCUCUACGAACGUCUCCAUGGCACCCGACCUCCAGAGCCUCCGCCGAAAGAUCUGCCUUUCCUCCUGGAGCUGCCUCUGUACUGGAAGAAUGUGGGUAAGAACCCACGCAUACAGGAAUUCCACGAUCAUUGGCUUGUUCGACCCAAGAUUUCCAAUUUGAUCUAUCGAAUGGCCCUCCACACAUCGGAGAACAGCUGCCCCAAGGUUCAACGCGCGAAGAGAGUCGAAGAUUCCGUACUCUGGUGCAAAUACAUCAACUGGAAGAAAGAGCUCGCGCGACAGUUGGAAGUCAGCAAGAUGGACCGGUGCACUCCGCCCAACGAGCUUGAUGGAACUCCCAGCAGUGGCCAUGUCUUGACUGGUGAGAUCUUAGCGGAACACGAUGGCGUUGAGGCCAUCAGUCUGGAAAAUAUGGUGGCGGGUCUCAAUGAGCUGUUGCUGUGGCAUGGCACCAGCCGAGAAGCUGCUGCAGCCAUCGCAAAUGAUGGGUUCGUGCUGAACAACAAUGCCUUGCAUGGUCGACGCUUUGGAAACGGAGUGUACUUAGCAGAGGAUCUGAGGAAAAGCCUAAGCUACUGCAAAGAGGCUGAUGGUGUGAAAUAUGUGCUUUUGUGCAGGGCAGUGUGUGGUGAGAUGUUUUAUACCGAGCAACAAACUCACCGUGAUGCACCGGAGCGAGCGAGAGAGCAGGGCAAGCAGAGUGUUUUGGCCAACCCAGACAAGGUUGGCCCGCGGGAGUACAUUCUUUUUGACACUGCCCAAGUCUAUCCGGAGUACAUCGUGGAAUUCGUGACCCGGCCUUUGGCCCGUGGUCCCGUGCAUUGCCAGCCUUGGGGCGGCGACUGCCGGCACGGCGGCCGGCGCUACGACAACUGCGGUGCUUCAGUGGCGCGCCUGCCAUCAGUCGACAAAAAGCCCGUAGCCUUGGAAACGGUGGUGCCGCGCGAUGGUUCACGAGAUGAUCUCAAGAUCCUUCCCGGUGAUGCCGAUGGCUUGAGGUUGAAGGUGAAUUCUUUGGCCAGCAUUUCACUCGAGGAGGAGAAUCAAUUUGUGCAAAUGAUGAACAACUACGGAGCAACGGUUCUCGUCCCCAAAGAGGAGAGUGAUCCAUUGGCCGUGUACAAAACAUUGGACCGUUGGUUUGGCAAGUGCGUGCCCCAUGAUGCCAUGAAUGAGCAUGGGAUUGUGGAAAUCAAUCCAGCCAACCCAACGAGCAUCAACACCGCCAAUCCCAAAAAGGAACACCUUCCGCAUACCGAUGAUGCAUACACAGAUAGCCCAGCAGCGUUUUGCACCCUGCAAUGUCGGGAAUCUGCGGCAACUGGUGGCGAAUCAGUGUUGGUCUCCGGAGCAGAACUCCUGGCGGCUUUGUCAAAUGAAGAGCUGAGAAGUUUGAUGCAGCCAGGUAUGGUGUCGAUGGGAAGACGGCCUGCGGCCGAUGGCUCCUGGAUGAAGGUUAGCUCCAUCCCGCUUUUUUGGGUGGACAAGGAUUCAGGAUGGCUUCAGGUCCGGUGGCGUUGCAACGAUGGCUGUGUGGGGGACGUCGCUGCAGAGGUGAAGCCUUCCUACGAGCAGAUGGAUGCCGUUGCGCGCCACGAGGUCUAUCAGCUGGUCGUACCUUUGAAUCCCGGCGAAUUGUUGGUGGUCGACAACCGAGCGAUAGCCCAUGGUCGCCGUCCUUAUGAAUCCGGCGACUGGGCCAUCCAGUCGGGUUCUUCUUCCUCUGUUCAAAAGUUCCGGAAGUUGAUCAGAAAAUCCGUAGAAAUCCGUGCGUUCUGGUUUGGCACAACCCUGACCCGACUGAAGUCUUUUGAAAGUGCAAAUUGGCCGCCACGUAUCGAGAAAGAAGUGCAACAACCGCUCGAUUUCGAGCCGGGGGAAUACCGGGACUAUGAGGAAAAGGAGGCUGUUGUGUCGGACAGUCACGCAGGGGAGCACCUGUUCAUUUGGGCUUUAAAGCAGUGGCAACAUUUGGGUUCCCAUCAGCAUGCGAAAGCACUUGCAAGGCAGGGUCGACUUCAGGUGAACGGCCAAUCUGUGGCCGACUUUCACCGCCUCAGUGCGGGUGAUCAAGUGACCUUGCGCUUAGAUCCGCAUGUGCUGUCACUGAAGCACACCUUUCUUCGUCGCCAAAUGGUCGCAUCAGGGCAGAGUGGGAUGCGUUUGGAAGCUUUCUGCAGGACUUGUUUUCAUGACAUCCUCACUUCACGUCGAAGUAUUCGAGAAGCCAUCAAACAAGGCAGUGUACGAGUGAAUGGGGAGCAGGUCGAACACACUCGCAUGCUGCAGGAGGGAACUUGUGUUGAGGUGGCAUUGCCUGCUAUUCAGGCAUUGCAUGGUUUGUGUCCUAAGAACUGCUGGCCUCGUAUCAUCUAUGAGGAUGACAUGCUCGCUGUGGUUUGGAAGCAUGCGAACGUGAAGUCCAUGGGUGGUUGGCAAACAGCCGAGAAUGGCGCAAGGCUUCAAGUGAAACCAUCCCAUGAAGCUGACGCCUUUGAUGAGCGCCUGAAGUCGAUACAUCGCCUGGAUAAACCCGUUGCAGGCUUGAUGCUCAUGGCCAAGACCUAUUCAGCUCAUCGAUCUUUGAUGCAAUGGCUAAAAGAGCGUCGGAAUAUCUCCAAGGUAUAUCGAGCAAUUGUCUUUGGCAACCCCUUGCAAGGAUAUCAAGGUGCCCUGACCGACCAGGCAUGUCAGACAUGGCAGUUCCAAGUGGACAGUGCAGUGGAUGGCCGGGCAGCUUUGACAUUGGGUCGGAUUUUGGAAGAACUCGAUGGCUUUCAUGUUGUGGAGUUGAGCCCCAUCACAGGGCGCAGACACCAGUUGCGCAUUCAUAUGGCUUCACUCGGCUGCCCCAUUGUGGGAGACACUGACUAUGGAAGUAGAAGCCGUGCAUCUGGGAUUUUGUUGGCUGCUGUUGAACUUAAGUUUCUACAUCCAGCAAAGCAGCUUGAAUCUCCGCAGAUGCUGGAGUUUCAUGAAGAGGAGCCUCCUCACUUCAAGAGCUGGCGGGAGAAGCUGUCAGGUUCUCUCUGA